Messenger RNA from Maniola jurtina (meadow brown), 1051 nucleotides. It is a transcript of the gene hibadh, whose product is annotated as NAD-dependent L-serine dehydrogenase. Gene Ontology annotation, cellular component: mitochondrion. Gene Ontology annotation, biological process: L-valine catabolic process. The coding region runs from base 77 to 1030 and encodes 317 amino acids. The record is from RefSeq and is a predicted model, not a curated record. Lineage: Eukaryota; Metazoa; Arthropoda; Insecta; Lepidoptera; Nymphalidae. Gene Ontology annotation, molecular function: 3-hydroxyisobutyrate dehydrogenase activity; NADP binding; NAD binding. The transcript has 6 exons.
CUUUGGUGUUUAUCACGCAGUAGGCCAGUCGUAGUGCGCGGGCGCCGGUGUCAGACGUAUUAAUUUAGCAUCCAACAUGGCGGCGCGGACGGUCAGCCGGUGUUUCACCAUCACAAGGAAUUAUAGCUCGAAACCGGACAAACACAUAGCUUUUCUCGGCCUUGGAAACAUGGGAGGUUUCAUGGCUGCCAAUCUGGUCAAAAAGGGCUUCAACGUCCGUGGUUACGACCCGUCAAAAGAAGCGCUGACAGCCGCUGCAAAGGACGGCGUAUCCAGCGCCAGCUCAAUCGCUGCAGCGGUGGACGGCGUCGACGUCGUGGUGUCCAUCCUGCCCAGCAAUAAGGUCGUCCUUGACGCCUACCUGGGCGAUGAUGGUGUUGUCAAACAUGCCCCCAAAGGAUCUCUCCUCAUAGACUCAAGUACAGUGGACCCCAACGUGCCAAAACAGAUUUUCCCUGUGGCCAGCGAGAGUGGGGUCGCCUUUAUCGAUGCACCAGUUUCAGGAGGUGUUAUGGGAGCACAAAAUGCCACCUUAGCAUUCAUGGUCGGAGGCCGUAAAGAAGACUUCGAUAGAUCAGUGCCCAUGCUCGAAGCAAUGGGCGCCAAGCAAUACCAUUGUGGUGCCAGUGGCGCCGGCCAAGUCGCCAAGUUGAGCAAUAACAUGCUCAUGGGUAUAACUGGCAUGGCGACUGCAGAGUGUAUGAAUAUGGGUAUUAAAAUGGGUCUAGAUCCUAAAGUUCUUCUAGAUGUACUGAACAACUCUUCAGCUCGGUCGUGGUCUACAGAAGUGUACUGCCCCGUCCCUGGGCUGGUACCCACCGCGCCUUCCAGCAGAGACUACGAAAAUGGUUUCAAGAACGAACUUAUGGUUAAGGAUUUGGAGCUCGCAAGCUGUAUGGCACUUGGGAUCCGCACACCCAUCCCACUAGGAGCUGUGGCAACGCAGCUUUACCGCAUCGUGCAGUCCCGCGGCUACGGACAGAAGGACUUCUCAUUCAUAUACCAACUGCUGAAAAAUGAGAAGAAGUAGAAUAAAAUAUUAAAUAAUUAA